This is a messenger RNA of Amyelois transitella, 874 nucleotides long. RefSeq lists its product as uncharacterized. The record is from RefSeq and is a predicted model, not a curated record. The transcript has a single exon. NCBI's taxonomy places the organism in Eukaryota, Metazoa, Arthropoda, Insecta, Lepidoptera, Pyralidae. The coding region runs from base 1 to 765 and encodes 254 amino acids.
AUGCUCCUGGUGACACUGCUCUUUGUCGUGCUGGCAGAAACGCGCGCGCGGAACUUCAACAUCACAGACCUCAUCGUACCUGAAGUAGUGCCUCCCGGACAAGCCGAAGUGGAAAUUGAAUGCCGAUACGACGCGAACUUCACUCUAGUCAACUGGUUCAAAGGUCUCAACGAGUUCUUCAGAUACAAACCUGGCGCUGCCCCCAGUACCCGGUCUUUCCCUAUUGUCGGAGUCGGAAGAGUAGAACUUAUACAUUGUGGACCUACAGCUUGUAGGUUACGGCUCGGAGCUCUAACAGAACACGCGACAGGGUUCUACAAAUGUGAUAUUGAACGUGAUAUUCCACCGUAUAUGUACAACACGAGGUCGGCCUACAUGCAAGUGCAUGGUCAUCAACAGAGGCAGCCGAUAUUGGAGGGUUUAGCUGAAGAGUUUGCUGAAAAUCAAGAGAUGCAUGCGUAUUGCCGCGGUGCGCCUGAUGCGGAGAUUCGCUGGUAUAUAAAUGGUCGAGAAGACGAAACUAUGCGAGGGUCGCCUUCUUUGAAGAGGAAUGCUUCAAGACUAAUCUUUUCCGGAGUACCUCCUGUUGUGACGGUACAGUGUGCGGAACUGAGGUAUGGGAAGUUGACCGGCUCUAAGGAGAUGAAGGCCAAGUGGAAGGACCAUGGCACAAAAGACGAACGGCCACAGGAACAAAGGAAUGAAGCCGGAACUUUCGAAACUUGCGCUACAUUUGUGUUUCUUAGUGUUAUUUUAAUAAUAUAGAGAAAACUCCUGUGCAAUUUAACAAUGCCAAAUAUGUUCCUUUUCAUUUAUUAAGAUAAAUAGUAAUUUAAAAGUGUAUUUAAUUUAAUUGCUCGAGAUAAUAGGUGCA